Molecule: messenger RNA, 1236 nt
Organism: Pieris macdunnoughi
Lineage: Eukaryota; Metazoa; Arthropoda; Insecta; Lepidoptera; Pieridae
Source: the annotation of a GenBank genome assembly
AUGUCGAAAUGUGGGGAAUGCAAUGAAGGCCUCCUUGAUGGGGCAGUUCGCUCAUCAUGUAAACAGACUUUCCACUAUAAUUGUAUAGGAAUUACAGAGGGAGGAUAUCGAAAACUGGGUGAUAGAAAAUCUACUUGGCGAUGCCCUAAGUGUAAAUCAGGUGGACAAAUGAAUACACCGACACUUUCUCCAAUGCAAGAACCAUCACACCCAAUACCACACGCCAUGAACAAUAGUACAUUCAAAUAUAACACUAGUAAGGCAAAUUGGCACACUUUUAAAGAAACACUCCACACCUUAAUGACCAAUCAUAACAUACUCGAAGUAAACAUCUCGUCACUAACGCCUGACCAAUUGGAUAAGUUCGUCCAUUCCCUUACCAACACUAUCAACAGCGCCUGCCUGAACUCUUUCGCCCUCAAAACAGGCUUGAGAAAACCCCAAGCAUCGUGGUGGAGUGAAAAUCUUGAACAUCUUAAGAAACAAUGCAUCAAUUUACACCACAAAAUACACACACAUUCCAAAAACAAACAGACACCCCCUGCAGAUCUUAUCAACAAAUACCACGAAAUUAAAUUUAGAUAUACACAAACAAUCAGGAAAACAUCCACUGAACACUUUAAACAAUUCUGCGAAUCGCAAGGCGCAGAAGACGUUUGGUCUAUCACCAACAAACUAUUAAAAUAUAACAACAUUCAACCCAGCACCCUUAAGGUAAACAAUAAAUUCACAAGCAAUGAGGAGGAGACAUCACAGGCACUACUUACACACUUUUAUCCCGACGUCCCUGAUACGGACGUCAAACACACAAAUAUGCGCAAUAAUUCUAGUUUAUUACCCGACACGGAGGACGACCCUGCUUUCACCUCACCAGAGAUAAUAUCAGCAUUUAAUUUCAUCUGUCACAACAAAGCACCGGGCAAUGACCACCUUACCAGCGACAUAUGCCAGGUCUUUACCCGUAAUUAUCCUGAGCUAACGACAAACCUCAUGAACCACUGCUUGCAGAUUGCACACUUCCCAACCCCGUGGAAGGAAGCAGUGGUUAAAAUCAUCCCCAAACCCAACAAACAGGACUACACAAACCUAAACUCCUUCAGACCUAUAGGUCAAAUCCCCGUGUUCGGGAAAGUACUAGAAAAACUUUUCACCAAACGUUUUACCUACAACGCGCACAAACUCAAACUACUGAACCGAUCGCAAUUCGGCUUCACCGAACAAACUACGGAACGCUAA